Maylandia zebra (zebra mbuna) is the source of this 2236-nucleotide messenger RNA. NCBI's taxonomy places the organism in Eukaryota, Metazoa, Chordata, Actinopteri, Cichliformes, Cichlidae. The record is from RefSeq and is a predicted model, not a curated record.
GCAGGUGACUUCUCACUACAGUUUGAGGAUCCAGAUUUCGGAAAUGCAAUAUGCAAUCUUACAGCAAUAUCUGAAUUACCAGCUGAGCGUGCAGUCCUGCAUAUAAUGUGGAACUGUGAUUCAUCUACACUUAACCAAUCCAUUGCUUCAGUGUCCUCUGCUUCAGUCUCUUCCCAGGACACAAUAAGUGUGCACUCUGAUGAUUUCAGGCCUAGCUGGACCGAUACUAUCCAGAUGAACUUAAGACAUGUGUCAGAGUGGCCCUCUCCAUUUUCUAUUCCCAAGUUUUCACAUGAUGUUGAACUGAAAUUGUGUAAGGCUAAUGUGACAUAUGAAAAAUCUAAGAAGGGCCUUGCAGUAACAAGAGACAUGAAGAUGGAGAUUUUGGAUAAAAUUGCAGAGGCAGUGUUUGAAAUUAAAGCCUACCCUGAGAAAGAUGAGGUUGAGUCAGUGGCUUCUGCACUGGUUCUCAAAUAUCCAUGCCUGAAGGAGCCAGGUAGCAUCACAGGCUACGAGGGAUGGAAAGCAAGUAUCAAGCACAAACUUGGAAACUACAGAUCAAAGCUUCGUCGGGCAGGCUGCAAUGAAGUAAAUGUAAACAGGAAAAGGAAAGGAGAAGAUGAAGCCAGCAGUCCUUUCACCCUUAAAAAGCCCAAACGUGGAGAGGUCAAUCAUGUCCCAGAUUAUCCACAGCACCAUGAUGAUUCUACUCUUGAAGAGGAAAGAGUUGCUCUGGUCAGUGAAAUGAAGAAGAAACAAAAGAACUUGAAAGUCAUACAGCAGAAGAUGGCGCUGACAUUUUCUCUCAGGCGGAGAGAGGUUGUGGAGUGUCAACCUAUGGUAUCUGAGGUCCAGGAGAGAUGGCCUGGGCUGUUUUCCUCUGAGGAGAUAUCUGAAGAAUUUCAUCGGAUCACAAGCAAAGACCUCCUAGGGACGUUCAAUGCAUCCCUCAACAAAUUUGUGCCUGGCCUGCUGAAACUAUACCGGUCUAAGAAGGGAGCUCUUGGUGAGGACAUGGAAGACCUCUUGGAUAAACUUGAUGAACAGACAUCUGACAUUGUGUCCCACCGAAAGACAGCAGCACUGAGAGGCCUGCCCAUUUUCCUCAGAGAGGAUGCAACACAGGUUUUCCUGAAGUGCUUAGACACUGACAUUUUGGAACCAGUGUUGAACGGUGCAUCAGUUGCCAUCCUCACCAUCCUGCAAGAUGACGAUGCCGAUACGUCUGUGCGAGAACAUGCUGUUGUGUUGGAAGGGGACAUCGUGCUACAUAACAUUCCAGACCUCUCUACUGCCUUGGCAUACCUCUUUGGCCUUCUGUAUGCCCUCAACAUUGAUUAUCCAAAGCAGAUGAGUUAUACCUUUGAAGCAAUUCAGGGCAUCUUUUUUGAACUCGGUGGCUCUCGAUGCUCACAGCGCAUAAGGUCUCUAAAAACAAAGCUUUUGCUGUGACUGUUAAUGGGGAAGCCAGACAUGAGUUUAACUUGUUCUUAAACAUGUUCAAGUGCAUUGUAGAGUCAUGUAAAAAAAAAAAAACCCAGUAGUUCAACCCCUUUCCCUCUAUAUAAUCGUUCACCUGUUACAAAGAGUUGCAUAUUUAGUGUUUGAACUGUUAAAAUUAAUUAGGAAUAAGUGAAGGAAAGAGGGAGGAAAGGAAGAAGGGAGAAAAGAAGGAACAGUCAAAACAGAAUGGUUCAUUUUGACCUGGUCGGUCAAUAUGAAGUUGAAGUGGAUAAGGGAUUAUUUGAAAUGUAAAUAUUAGUCAGAUGAAUCUGUAUUAUUGAGAAUCUAUGGUGAAAUUUUGUCUUGUAGGAUUUUAUAAGAUUUGUUAUAGUGUUUUUCACUCCACCUGAAGUAUGGAACUGGUAUUUUACCUGAUAGUUCGCUGUUCAUUGAUGGUAACAUUUCUAAUAACUUUUGACUUCUGUAGUUCAUCAUAGUAAGCCCAUGUAAAAUGUCGAUGUCUGGGUACAUAGGCAAUUGUUUGUUGCACUACCCUAUUUAGUGUGCAAUAGUUAAGUUAAGCUUUUACAGGACAGCCAGGGUGUGAACGUGAAUGACUAAGCUGCUGGACACUUUUCUUUUUUUCUGGACUCUGGAAUUUUAAUGUCUCUGCUGGGGUGCUCAAAGCACCCUAAAGAAACUGGCAACACGUUUUUUUCUGUUUGUUUGCUUUUUUACAGAAAUUCACCCCACUGCCCAUGACCUUCUGAAAUAUACUGAAAGCACUGUUGAA